Messenger RNA from Camelina sativa (false flax), 1767 nucleotides. RefSeq names its product glutamate--cysteine ligase, chloroplastic-like. NCBI's taxonomy places the organism in Eukaryota, Viridiplantae, Streptophyta, Magnoliopsida, Brassicales, Brassicaceae. Gene Ontology annotation, molecular function: glutamate-cysteine ligase activity. The record is from RefSeq and is a predicted model, not a curated record. Gene Ontology annotation, biological process: glutathione biosynthetic process.
CUACUAACUCUGCAAGCAAAGCGGCCAAAGCCUCCUCCGUUUGACAAAAUUCAGAAAUAACCCAUGGCGCUCUCACUCUCGCCUUAUGGGGUUGGUGCUGUAAUAAACUUGGGUGCUUUGAAAAGCCAAGUUAACUUCUCACCUAAGAGAUCUCUUGCUUGUAAAAGAAGCAAGAUAGUUGUAUACAAUCAAGGGAGAAAGGCAAUCGCAAACACUUCUUCUGCAAUUGAGAAGCCAUUGACUAAAGAAGAUCUCAUUGCCUUUUUUGCUUCUGGAUGCAAACCAAAGGAAAUGUGGAGAAUAGGUACAGAAAACGAGAAAUUGGGUUUCGAGGUCAAGACUUUGUGCCCUAUGAAAUAUGAACAAGUAGCUGCUUUGCUUAGUGGCAUUGCUGAGAGAUUUGAGUGGGAUAAGGUUAUGGAGAAUGACAAAAUUAUUGGCUUAAAACAGGGAAUGCAAAGCAUAUCACUGGAACCAGGAGGUCAGCUAGAGCUUAGUGGAGCACCUCUAAAGACAUUGCACCAAACUUGUGAUGAGCUCCAUUCACAUCUUUACCAGGUGAAAACUGUUGCUGAAGAAUUGGAAAUUGGUUUCCUAGGAAUUGGCUAUGAACCAAAAUCUAGUUUUGAGGAUGCAACCAUUGUGCCCAAGAGAAAGUUUGACUUUGUAAGAGAGUACUUAGGAAGAGCUAGCUCAUCAGGACCUGACGUGAUGAUGAGAACGUGUACGGUUCAGGUCAAUCUAGACUAUAGUUCGGAAACCGAUAUGAUCAGGAAGUUUCGUGCUAGUCUAGCUUUGCAACCUAUGGCGACUGCUCUCUUCGCAAAUUCCCCUUUUAGUAAUGGAAAACCAACAGGGUGUUUAAGUUUUAGGAGUCAUUUAUACAUAGAUACCGAUAAAGCCCGCACAGGGAUGCUACCUUUUGUUUUCGAUGACUCAUUCGGGUUUGAGCGGUACGUCGAAUAUGCACUUGACCUUCCGAUGUACUUCUUAAAUCGAAACAAAAGCUAUCUCAACUGUAGAGGAAUGACAUUUCGGGAUUUCUUGUCCGGAAAAAUUUCUCAUCUCUCAAAUGAACAACCCACUAUUAACGACUGGGAAAUUCAUUUAGGAACAAUAUGGCCAGAGGUCCGGUUAAAGAAAUUCUUGGAGAUGAGAGGUGCUGAUGGAGGUCCUUGGCCGAUGUUAUGUGCCCUACCAGCUUUUUGGGUGGGUUUGCUCUACGAUGAGAAGUCUCUUCAAACUGUUCUUGAUAUGAUAGUUGACUGGAAUCUUGAAGAAAGAGAGAUGCUUAGAACACAUGUUCCAAUCGCUGGCCUAAAGACAAUGUUUAGAGGUGGUCCUUUGAAACAUGUCGCAGAAGAUGUCCUCAAGCUAGCAAUGGAUGGUUUGGAGCGUAGAGGGUACAAUGAAACCGGUUUCUUGAACCCUAUCGCCGAGGUGGUUAGAACAGGGGUUACGCCUGCACAUAAGCUCUUGGAUUUGUACAAUGGAGAAUGGGGACAAAACAUUGAUCAUGUUUUCGAGGAACUACGGUACUAAAAAGAUGAACUACGACCACGUACGGUAGAGAUGGAAAACACUUUUGGAGUUGAUAUGAAUUAUUGUUCGGUAAUUCAUGGAAUAAGAAUAUUAUUGUUGAAUAAUAAAACGCCUCGUGGUCCUAGCUAGUAGUAGACAUCUAUUUCAGUAUUUGUAUGUGUAACUUAUUUGUUCACAUAUCAACGGGUAAAUUAGAAAAGUUUAAUAAAUCUUUUUUUUUUUUUU